Messenger RNA from Perognathus longimembris pacificus (Pacific pocket mouse), 3481 nucleotides. It is a transcript of the gene Gabpb1, whose product is annotated as GA binding protein transcription factor subunit beta 1. NCBI's taxonomy places the organism in Eukaryota, Metazoa, Chordata, Mammalia, Rodentia, Heteromyidae. Gene Ontology annotation, molecular function: transcription cis-regulatory region binding; protein binding. Bases 904 to 2055 code for a protein of 383 amino acids. Gene Ontology annotation, biological process: positive regulation of transcription by RNA polymerase II. The record is from RefSeq and is a predicted model, not a curated record. Gene Ontology annotation, cellular component: nucleus. The transcript has 9 exons.
GCGGCGGCCGAGGCCUCGGGGAGCCGGAGAUCCGGGCGCGCACGGGACGGCGGGGACGCUGUGGGCGGGAAAGCGAAGGAGACUCGGCCGGCCCGGGGCUCCGCUCUUGGGGCUACCGGGCCCCUCUUUUGUCUGAGCGAGCUUUAACCGGCCAGCCACGCCGGAGGGCUCGGUGAAGGCCCUGCCGGGUCCGGAACUCGGAGAUCGGCUGCGGGUUAGAGGGAGGAGAGCCGGGUGUCACCGCGUCCCGGGGCCCGCCUGGGUCCCUUCCCCCCCCCCCAUCCCCUCCUUUCCCCGCUUGGGGACCUCGGUGAAGGGAGAGUGGGGGGAGGGGGACCCCGAGUUCCAUGAGAGAGAAAUGGUGGUGGUCGAUUUCUUGGGAUGCGUGGGACUUUUUUUUUUCUCUCUCCCCUCCUCCCUCGUUGGAGAGACUUCGCGGCUGGGAAACACGGCUUUUGGGGGGGAAGGGGGUGGGAAAAGUUGGGGUGUUAUUUAUUUAUUUUUUUUUUCAGACAGGCCGUCCCGCCCCUGGCAGAGUUAAAUCAGUCAGCGUGUGGUGUUGAGUUGCAUUUGGGUGCAAGCUCUCUUCCCCCGCCCCCCCCCACGCACCCCCAAAGUGUGUGGAAACCAGCGUGCCUAGCCCCGGGGGGGGGGGGAGUGAGGGUGGUGGUGCGCGGUGCAAACUGAAAUCGGUAGAACGACACAGGCCUGGGCUUUUGUGUGUGUUUUCGUUCUCACUUUUAUGCUGGCUUCUUCUGGCUUUUCAAUCUGAUUGGACUGUGGAGAGCUCACAUCUGUUCAAAAGGCAGGGGCGCAGCACCGAGCUGCUGAUGGGGGGCGACAGGGAAGGCUCGAUUAUGUUCUCUAUCUUCCCGGACCCUGGUUUUGCUGUCUUCAGUUCAGAUGUCCCUGGUAGAUUUGGGAAAGAAGCUUUUAGAAGCGGCACGUGCAGGUCAAGAUGAUGAAGUUCGUAUUUUGAUGGCAAAUGGCGCUCCUUUUACUACAGACUGGCUGGGAACCUCUCCUCUUCACCUGGCAGCACAGUACGGACAUUACUCCACCACCGAGGUACUACUCCGAGCUGGUGUAAGUAGAGAUGCCAGAACCAAAGUGGACCGAACACCGUUACAUAUGGCAGCUUCAGAGGGCCACGCCAGCAUAGUAGAGGUUUUGCUUAAGCAUGGUGCUGACGUGAAUGCAAAAGACAUGUUGAAGAUGACCGCACUGCACUGGGCCACAGAACACAAUCAUCAAGAAGUGGUGGAACUUUUAAUCAAAUAUGGUGCUGAUGUACACACACAAAGUAAAUUUUGUAAAACUGCAUUUGAUAUUUCAAUAGACAAUGGAAAUGAAGACUUGGCAGAGAUUUUACAGAUUGCUAUGCAGAACCAAAUCAACACAAACCCAGAGAGUCCCGACACGGUGACCAUCCAUGCGGCAACACCACAGUUCAUCAUCGGCCCCGGAGGGGUGGUGAACCUAACAGAUGAAACGGGGGUGUCUGCCGUUCAGUUCGGAAACUCUUCCACAUCAGUAUUAGCUACAUUAGCUGCCUUAGCAGAAGCAUCUGCUCCCUUGUCCAAUUCUUCAGAAACUCCAGUUGUGGCCACAGAGGAAGUGGUCACUGCAGAAUCUGUAGAUGGAGCAAUUCAGCAAGUGGUUAGCUCAGGGGGCCAGCAAGUCAUCACAAUAGUCACCGACGGAAUUCAGCUGGGAAAUCUGCACUCUAUCCCCACCAGUGGGAUAGGGCAGCCCAUCAUUGUGACCAUGCCUGAUGGGCAGCAAGUACUGACAGUACCAGCCACUGAUAUCGCUGAAGAAACAGUCAUAAGUGAAGAGCCACCGGCUAAGAGACAGUGUAUCGAAAUAAUUGAAAACCGGGUGGAGUCCGCAGAAAUAGAAGAGAGAGAAGCUCUUCAGAAACAGCUGGACGAAGCCAAUCGAGAAGCACAGAAGUAUCGGCAGCAGCUUCUUAAAAAAGAGCAGGAAGCAGAGGCCUACAGACAGAAACUAGAAGCUAUGACCCGUCUUCAGACAAAUAAAGAAGCUGUCUAGUUGAAAUGAACACAUAGUUCAAUUUUAAUUUUUGGUCAAGAAAGAAUGCAAUCCGGAACUGCGCCCUCUGAGGGUAGAGUCAUGGAAACCCUGCAGAACAGAGACUACAGAUUAUUGAUAAUUGGACUUAAGCCAUGAGCUCUGAAUUCUUGUAACAUAAAACUUGACUCGAGAACUUGUGAAAUGUAUUUAAAACUGAAUUCUGUAAAUAGUUUUUGUUGGUUUUUUUUUUACAGUUUCAAAUAAGUUGAUAAAGAUUGUUUAAGAGAUCCAAAACCCACAAUAAGUCACUGUUAUUGUGAAUUCUUUUUGAAUUUAGUACAAAAAAAACCUUAAUUUCUCAGAAGCAGAACAGUUUUAAGGGUGAUCGUUGUUGAUUAGACCAAAUGUUAUAUAAUUAUGGUGGACCGAUGCUGAUAAUACUCUUGUAGGUUUAAUCUUCUCGAUGAAGAGAAAACGUCUCCCAGGAAAUCUCCGCACAGCUUUAAGUUGUCUCAGAUUCUCUGAAAACAUUUUUUUUUCUUUUAGAAAGCAAGAAUUUUUUAUAUCUGUUCAAUUUCAUCUAUGCCCAAGUAGAUUGACAUGUAAUAUGAAGCAAAUAUUUUAAAGCUUUUUUUUCUGUUUGUACAUAUUCUGCACGUUUUAUAAUUUCGAAUGCAUCACAUGCAUAAGUAUUUUUUUCCCAUAAAGAUGAUGCAAAUUUCCAGGAAAGAAAAAUACCCUUUUAGUCUAUAGGUCAUUGAAAGUUAAGUAAGCUGGUUUUAUUGGAAUGACAAUGUUCUUCAGAAGGAGCGGCUUACCACAUAAACUUGAAUUUGCAAAUUGCAAAAAAAAAAAGAAAACUAUAUGUUUGUUUUUUUUUUAAUUUCAUUGUGGGGACGUGAACCUGUAUUCUGUGCCUUUCAUCAUGGUUUCCACAUGAAAGCACUUUAAGGCACUGGAUUUUAAAAUAAUGCUUUUGCAAAACUCAAUGCAUAUGGAUUUCUGAAAUAUGUUUCAUGGACAUAUCUUCCUCCCUGGCCCUCCCCCCAGGAAAUUAUUCUUAUGGAAAAAAAAUUUUGGUUUUGUAUGCAGAACAAAACCCUUUUUGUACCACAGUUGGUGUUAGAAAUAAAUCUCCCAUAAAUCUCCCUUUUUCCCUGUCACAGCUCAGUGUGGGACUUGAUCUCAGAAAGUUCUAGACUUCCACAGUAUAUGGACCUUAUGCAGAUUGACUGUUCAUUCUUUUUUGUUUUGUUUUGUAAAACAUACCUUCAAGCUCCUCCCCUUUUUUCUUGCUUUAUUUUUCAAUGUGUUAAUUGCUUUAUGAAAAAUGUUUAACCCUAAAACCCCUCUAGAUUACCUAUGCUGUAUAAAGAAGCAAUUGCCCUUAAAACUGUACUCUGGCCUACUUUUCUAUUUUACAAUUAAAUAUCUUUUCCACAUA